Messenger RNA from Dromaius novaehollandiae (emu), 3050 nucleotides. It is a transcript of the gene PLIN1, whose product is annotated as perilipin 1. The record is from RefSeq and is a predicted model, not a curated record. The coding region runs from base 146 to 1705 and encodes 519 amino acids. Gene Ontology annotation, biological process: lipid metabolic process. NCBI's taxonomy places the organism in Eukaryota, Metazoa, Chordata, Aves, Casuariiformes, Dromaiidae. The transcript has 9 exons. Gene Ontology annotation, cellular component: lipid droplet.
CCCGUGCAACCAGGAGGUGGGGCCUCGCGAUGGUCCUGCCUGGGGCACCGCACAUCUGGGUCAGAGGAGCCGCGCGAAGGGUAGCGGGUAGCGCAGCCGCCACGCUCCGCUCCGAGCUCUGCCGCCGCUCGGUGGGUGCGUCGCGAUGAUGGCAAAGAAGAAUCAGACUUUGCAGAAUGGAAGUGCCAAGGAGAACGUGCUGCAGAGGGUCCUGCAGCUGCCGGUGGUGAGUUCGACCUGCGAAAGCCUGCAGCGGACGUACGCCAGCACCAAGGAGGCCCAUCCGUUCAUGGCGUCUGUGUGGGGGGUCUACGAGAGAGGCGUGCAGGGGGCUGGUGCCCUGGCCAUGUGGAGCAUGGAGCCGGUGGUGCGCAGGCUGGAGCCACAGCUCACUGUGGCCAACAAUCUGGCCUGUCGGGGCUUGGACCACCUGGAGGAGAAGAUCCCAGCCCUCCAGUACCCAGUCGAUAAGCUUGCGUCUGAACUCAAGGACACCAUCUCCUCCCCCCUCCAAAGUGCCAGAAACUCUGUUUCCAGCACCGUGGACAAGGUCAUGGAGAUGGCGGUGGAGGGUUAUGAGAAGACCAGGAGCACAGUUGAAACCACAGCAAGGUAUACAAGGAGCAACUCGGUGAGCCAGAUGGCAGCCGCAGGGGUUGACACAGCCCUGGGAGGGCUUGAGAAGCUGAUGGAGUAUCUCCUCCCAGAAGAGGACGAAGAAGCAGAUCAGAAGCCCACAGAGGUCCGCGGAUCAGUGGCAAAGGCCUCCCAGCGGCAGCCCAGUGUUUCCAAGGCUCCCAGUGCUCCCAGCAAUCCCAGCACCCUGGGCCGGAUUGGAGCCUUGGUUGGUACCGUCUCCCACCGUGCUUACCAGCAAACAGCCCAAAGCCUCCAGCGUGCCAAGGCCAAAGGGCAGGAGCUGGCCAGCUGGAUCCCUGGCCUGGGCAGCAUGGUGAAGCCGAGCGCACCGCCGGCGCAGCGCACCCGGGGCGAGGGCCAGUGUGCUCCGGCCGGCCGGCUGAGUAGGAGGCAGAGCAAGGUGCCAGAGCAGAAGCAGGAGAAAGCAGAGGGGAAGAAAGAGGAGAAUGACACGAAUGAGGCGGGGGAAGGCCCUGGGCUGGUGGGCAGCAUGGCUCAAAACCUGCAAACCGCCUACGUUUCCGGCAUCUCCAGCGUGAAGAAGGUCCCUGCUGUGGCCUGGGAUGCGGCAGAGGGCUUGAUCCUGUUCACCCCCCGCAGGCUUUCCAAGGCCAUGGAGACAGUGGAUGCUCUCGGGGGAACCCUUGUCAGUGCCCCCAAGCAUCUCCUGGGCACCCUGUACAGCUACGUGCCGCUCCGCAGGCAGUCAGUGAAGGAAGAGGAGACCACUCGCGGGAGCAAACCCAGCACUGAGGCAGACCAGAAGGAAGAAGAUCCCAAGCCUGCAGCUCCCUCCUCCGAGGAGAAAUCCCAGCUGAAAGGAGACUGGCGAAUGUACCGAGGCCACCACCCCCUCUCCUUCCUGGGCCUCGAAGACCCACUCUUCUUACGCCACAACCUGUAUCGGAGCCCUAACUUUGAGCCCGAGUGCCCUCUCCCUCGUAAAUCAGCCUUCGCCCCCUACAACAGGCGGGUGAGCGAGGGCUCGUAUCGCUUUAACCCCGAGGCGAUGUAUACCCGGGCCUAUUACGCCAACCUCUACGGCGGCACCUUCAAAAAGGACUGAGCUGGCGUGGGAAGACCAGAGCCCCCUCACCACGCGUCUCGCCCGCACCAGCUUGCUCCUCUUCAUGCUUUGCCAGCAGCACGAUGCUGCGUUCAGCGUCCGCCCUCGCCAGCUACCCGCGUGGCACAGCCCUCUGUCUCCCCAGCCCAGCACGGACACAGGGAAGAGAGGAUGGUGGAACCAGGCUUGAGGCUGGAGGGAAAUGGGCUGCAGGGGCCCAGCGGUAGGUGUUCCUGGGGACCUGCCCCACAGCGAGUGACUCUGUUGUGGUGAGCUCCAGUUAGCAGGGCGGGGAGGCCUGGGGCGCUGCAGGAUGGCAUCUGAGCAGGGACAACUGCGUGUGGGUGCCUCUCCAUCCCCGCCUGUCAAAAGUUGGAAAUAAAUGGUCAUGUCCUCUCUUCCAGGCAAAGGAAAUGCACCAAACUAGCUAGUUCUGCUAAUAACUUACAGUAGCCAAAUCAGAAAUGUAAAGGCUAGUCUGUCCUGCUUCUGCUAGAAGAGCCAUUAGGGCUCUCCAGCAUAUGUUAUAAGCCUUCUCUAGCCUUGGUUCAAGCGAAUACAUAUUGAGUCUUUAAAAAGGCAGCCUUCCACCCAGUUUCCCAUGGGGCUUACAGGAGAUUAUAGCAAAACCUAAGGGGCACUUUGCCCUGAAACCCUCUCUUCACACGUACCCAACACAGAGGAGGAGACUCUGUUUUCUGUUCCCUCAGGACUGUGACGGGGCUAAGUAAUGGUUGUGCAAUGGGAAUUUGUUUCCUUGUGGAGUGCAGUGGGGCCAGAGGAGGGGCCUAAAGGCAGCAAGAAGCUCUGUUGUGAAAGGAAGAAAGUAUGUGGAGAGGAUACCAGAGAUGGGUAGGAGUUGUAGACUGACUGGGGAGACCAGAAAAAAGGAAAGCGGACCAGCCAGGGCUGGCACCAGGCCACCUUGGCCUUGGUGAGCAGAUAACGUAGCCUGUAUGAGCUACACACAGAGAACAGCAUUGUGAGACAGACCAGUGAGGACAGCAAAGCCACCAAAUGCCAGCAUAGACAGCCUGGUUCCUCAUCCCUCUUCCUUCCAUCACCCUUUGCAGAGUAUGUCUCUGGCCCCACUUUGCUCUUCCCAAGCUUAUCUGGGAGCUGUGCUUGAAAGUCCCCAGCGACUGGCAGGAUUCACAAAUAGGAAUGCCCCAGGGAUCAGGCUCCUCAUCCCCCAACGAGGGACUGACGGUGGGGCCUUUGGGGUCAGGAACAAGACCUGCGACAACAGGUGGAGCUCUUGGAGCCCCUCUUUCUGGUAAAAGUGCCUGAUUUCCUGCAACAUGUUGUUCUAUUUGCUGCAGUAAUAAACAUUCCCUAUUUGCCA